AUGAGCGGUCACGAUUCCAAGUAUUUUACGACGACAAAAAAGGGCGAGAUUCAUGAAUUGAAAGAGGAGCUAAAUUCGCCGUACAAGGAGAAGAGGAAGGAUGCUGUCAAGAAGGUUAUUGCAGCCAUGACUGUAGGCAAGGACGUGUCCAUGUUGUUCACAGAUGUUGUGAACUGCAUGCAGACGGAGAACCUGGAGCUGAAGAAGCUUGUUUAUCUGUACCUCAUUAACUAUGCCAAGAGCCAGCCGGAUCUUGCCAUCCUCGCCGUCAACACGUUUGUGAAGGACUCGCAAGAUCCGAAUCCGCUCAUACGGGCCUUGGCGGUGCGAACAAUGGGUUGCAUUAGGGUUGAUCGUAUCACGGAGUACCUGUGUGACCCACUGCAGCGAUGCCUGAAGGACGACGACCCGUACGUUCGGAAGACCGCGGCAAUCUGUGUGGCCAAGCUCCACGAUAUUAACGCAGAGCUUGUCGAGGAUCGUGGGUUUCUAGACAUACUGCGGGAUAUGAUCUCUGACAGCAAUCCCAUGGUAGUGGCGAACGCCGUUGCCGCUCUCUCCGAAAUUCAAGAAGGCAGCAGCAAGCCUGUCUUCGACAUCACGCCUAACACAGUCUUUAAAUUGCUUGCGGCACUGAACGAGUGUACCGAGUGGGGACAGGUUUUCAUCUUGGACUCUCUUUCCAAAUACAAAGCACGUGAUGCUCGUGAAGCUGAGGGAAUUGUGGAACGCGUCACGCCGCGUUUGCAACAUGCGAAUUCAGCUGUUGUCCUUUCUGCUGUCAAAGUCAUUUUGUUGCAAAUGGAGCUUAUCACAAGCACUGACUUGAUACGGAACCUGUGCAAGAAGAUGGCACCUCCGUUGGUCACGCUUCUUUCGUCAGAGCCUGAGAUUCAGUAUGUGGCUUUGCGAAACAUCAACCUCGUCGUGCAAAAGAGGCCAUCGAUUCUUGCACAUGAAAUCAAGGUUUUCUUUUGCAAGUAUAAUGAUCCCAUCUACGUGAAGAUGGAGAAGCUUGAGAUCAUGAUUCGCCUCGCUUCUGAAAGAAACAUUGAUCAGGUGCUGCUCGAGUUCAAGGAGUAUGCAACUGAGGUGGAUGUGGAUUUUGUUAGGAAAGCUGUUCGUGCUAUUGGCCGGUGUGCCAUCAAGCUCGAGAAGGCUGCAGAGCGAUGCAUCAAUGUCCUCUUGGACCUUAUCAAGAUCAAGGUCAAUUACGUUGUCCAAGAGGCUAUCGUUGUGAUCAAGGACAUUUUCCGCAGAUAUCCAAACACGUAUGAAUCCAUAAUUGCAACACUCUGUGAAAGCUUGGACAAUUUGGAUGAACCAGAGGCAAAGGCGUCGAUGAUAUGGAUCAUUGGAGAGUACGCUGAGCGCAUUGACAAUGCCGAUGAACUCUUGGAAGGCUUCUUGGAAACCUUUUUGGAGGAGCCCUCACAGGUUCAGCUGCAAUUGCUGACAGCAGCAACGGUUCUCAACAACGCAACCCAAGAGACGGACAAUCCUGACCUUCGAGACCGUGCCUAUGUGUACUGGAGGCUUCUCUCAACAGACCCUGAGGCAGCAAAAGACAUUGUCCUCGCAGAGAAGCCAACGAUCAGUGACGAGGUUUCCGGGCUGGACCCGGAUUUGCUGGCUGAACUCCUUCGAAACAUUGCAACCUUGUCUUCUGUCUACCAGAAGCCGCCUUCAGCCUUUGUAUCUCGUCUCCGCUCUGCUGUGCCAGCAUCAGCAGCUGAGCCGUCUGAAGAGUAUGAGGAGUCGUCUGCUCCUGUUUCAGGAGGAGCUCCUCCUCCAGCUGCAGCACCAGCUGCUCCUGCUCCGUCCCCGUCUCCUGCUGCUCCUGCUCCCGCAGCUGCUCCUGCCCCACCUGACCUUCUUGGUGACCUUAUGGGUCUGGAUGCUGCUAUAGUUCCUGCGCCUGAGGCGCCUUCUGGACCUUCUCUUCCAGUUCUUCUAGCAGCGUCAGCUGGUCAAGGGCUGCAGAUCAAUGGUCAACUGGAGCGUAAGGAUGGCCAGGUGGUUUACCGUGUCAAGUUUGACAACAACUCCAGCACAGCCUUGGAUGGCUUCAUGAUGCAGCUUAAUAAAAACUCCUUCGGCAUAUCUGCUCCAGCUGGCGUUUUACCUGUGCCACCGCUUCAACCAGGUGCAUCAGCAACAGCUGAUCUGCCAUUGACCCUCUUUCAAAACGUGUCUCCUCCUCCUCCAUCGUCAGUCCUUCAAGUUGCGGUGAAAAACAACCAGCAGCCAGUCUGGUAUUUUACUGACAAAAUCAGAGUGCAGGCAUUCUUUACCGAAGAGGGACGGAUGGAACGUGGAGUGUUCCUUGAGACAUGGAAGGCGCUUCCGGAUUCCAACGAGGUCUCCCGUGAUUUGUCAGGCAUAACAAUCUCGAACAUCGACUCCGUCUCAGAAAAGCUGGCUUCGAACAACGUCUUCUUUGUGGCAAAGCGCCACCUCAAGGACACGAACCAAAACAUCCUUUACCUUUCGGCGAAGCUGGCCCCAUCCAUCCCUAUUCUUCUGGAGAUCACGUUCUUGCUCGGCGUUUCUGGCACGAAGUGUGCCAUCAAGACACCAAGUCCUGAGUGGGCACCUCUUGUCUUCGAGGCUGUUGAGAGCAUUCUCCAGUAA
This is a messenger RNA of Closterium sp. Yama58-4, 2634 nucleotides long. The record is from the annotation of a GenBank genome assembly. NCBI's taxonomy places the organism in Eukaryota, Viridiplantae, Streptophyta, Zygnematophyceae, Desmidiales, Closteriaceae.